UGUUCCAGCGGCACGUCGAUCGUUCAGGAUGGACGUCAGAUUCCCGUGACAGCCGCGACCGACAGUGUCCGUUCCGCGCACCCGCUUCACCCGAAUCAUGCCCGAGAUGGAAAAGGGGCGACCGCCGGACAACAAGCGCAGCAGGAAACCUGCUCACCCGGUCAAGAGAGACGUGAAUGAGGACAUGAAGAACUUUGCUGAAAACACAAUGAACGAGCUGUUGGGCUGGUACGGGUACGACAAAGUGGACCUGCAGGAAUCUGAUGCCUCUGAUAUACGGAACCGUCCCAAACGCAAUCAUAUAUCUGUACUUAAAGAAAAUUCAGUGCCAAAGCCGCUUGCAGUUGAGAGAAAGGUGGCAUCAUCCUCCUCAGAGCCUGUCAGAAAUGGCGAGAGAGAGUCAGUGGUCAUCCCGCUCUCACCUUCAUCAUCAACAUACUCUUCUUCAGCAUCACCACGGGUGAAGGAGCAACACAACAUGAACGUCAUCGUACCACUCAUCAAACCUUCUGCUGUGGAGGACGUUCAGAACGUUGAGAUCGUGUGUGUUUGGUGUCAGAAGGAGGGAAUGAAGCGUUAUUCUCUGCUCAUGGGUUCAGAGCUCAAGAGCUUCUGCAGUGAAAAGUGUUUUGCUGCAUGUCGGCGUGCAUACUUCAAACGAAAUAAGGCUCGAGAUGAAGAUCGCCAUGGCAACCAGUCUCCACCCCCUGGCCAAACCCUGGAUACGACCUCAAGACUUUUGCUGAAGAUGAACAACAACACACGUGUGUGUGACUGGUGUAAACAUGUUCGCCACACUAAAGAGUAUCUGGACUUCGGUUCGGGUGAGGAGAGGCUCCAGUUCUGUAGCACCAAGUGUCUAAACCAGUACAAGAUGGACGUGUUCUACCGGGAAGCUCGUGCGACCCUCACCGGCUCCAGUUCCGGUUCCAGCACUGCCCAUAAAGACGAGGAGAACCAUCUGAAAGUGGCUGUGGAAGAGAACCAGAAACUUCUCACUCCAGAGUCCUGGGACAGCUCGCCAGCCAAAACCCUCUCGCCCAAAACCACAACACCCGCUUCUACAUCCGUGUCGGUGCUCCAGACAGUGUCAUCUUCAUCGUCAUCAUCUUCCUCGCUGAAAACACCCAUCACAGUGCCCCAAUCGAGGGAUCGAUCAUGUCCAGCGCAAAUUCAGAUGGGUGGCCCAUCUCAUGUGACUUUGGAUCAGCCGCGGCCACCUCAGAUCGCCCUCCCGUUCGUCCGUCCGCCCCUCCACGCCCCGGGUCUUCGCAGCCCGCUUUCUUAUCCUCCCCGUAACCCUCUGCGCCCUGCCAGCCCCAUCCAGCGACCUCCACACCCACCUUCAUUUGCCCCCCUACACCCGCACCCUCUGCUUCAGCCCUUCCCUGCCCCAUACAUGCCCUUUCACCCUGCGUACCCUCCCCAAUUACCCCCACCAUGGCCGCAGCCCAUGUUGUUAUUGCCCUACCCAGUUAUCAUACCCUUCCCAGUUCCAAUUCCCAUUCCCAUCCCUGUAUCUUCACUUUCGGGUCACAAAGGGGUGAUCCGAAACCUUCAGAAGCAAGAUGAGAACGACCUGGGCAACCACACACCCGAUCCGGGCCAUUCCAGCUGCAACGAGACCAACGGAGAGUGUUUAUACAGAGUUAAAACAGAACGGACGCCCUCUCCUCACACACCCGCUUUUCCGUCCACAUCUGUUGGGUCAUCGGAGAGGCAAGUGAUUCAAUGUCUCCAUAAACACCCCGUUAAAGAGGAAAGCCACAACAUGCACACGCCCGAAUUGCCGAUUCAAAGGCAUACCACCCACAUCUCACACGUUUUACGCAAAGCACUUAAGCACUACGGCAACACGACGUCUGUUGUGAUGCCUACACCCACAUUGGACAAUAAAACCGUCACUCCAGCGUCUCUUUAUUCACUGGCCCGUUCGACCGCCAUGCAAGUCGCCUCCGUAUCAUUGGACAGUCCGCACCCGACAACAGACUCCGCCCAUAUUCCAUCUCCUCUGUCUGAUUGCGAGGAUGUGAAAGAAAACAGCUAUAUGGGUGGGCGGGAAAAUGGCUCGACCAAUCCCUGGUCAGCAGAGCAAACAGACUGCCAAAGCGAUCAAUCAAAAGAGAGCAGUUUGGCUGAGGAGGCCCCUCAGGAUGAAGAGCACACAUAUGCACGAUCUGUGCCGCCAAAACUGCGCGAGAAAAGCUUGCAUACGAAUGUGCAGACGGCCACACAAACGCACACAUGGGAGAAAAACUCAAGCACAGUUCCGCAGGACACGGAGCUGAGUGACAAAGACGAUCCGGAACCUCUCGUCAAGAGACGAUGCUUGCGAAUCAGAGACCAGAACAAGUGAGAGCGGUGUGUGUUCAGUAGUGGCAUAACAGAGCACAUGUUUUGGGAAGUUUGAUGUGGUGUAUGGACAUACAGGGGGCACAUUCAUCCCCAAAAACGCCCUCUGGUGACCCUCAGUGCCAACAACCCCACAUCCAGAUGCCCUUGUCCAGGCUCUAUGGUAACAGCAGGGGGCAGCAGGACUCGAUCCCCAGAGGAUCAUGAGACGUCAGACAGAGAUCAGUGAUCCAGUUACACUUUAACAGUGUGUGUGCUUCUGCUGAGCUCCUACAAAGACAGUCAUUGUUCCCCACAGCCAACCCAUCCUCACCGCCUGUGUGUGUGUGUGUGUGUGUGUGUGUUCAGCUGUGGUGUAGGGUUACCUGACACACUGGCGCUUUGGCUACAGAGCAUUUUUGGACAUGAUCUAAAGAGUGCCAAGAGUACACACACACAAAUGUUAUUCGGCUCUAUCAGCUCCUCCGAGAACAUUUAGUAAAAGUGUUUUAUGACUGUACAUGUAGGAUUCUUUUAGGAACUUUUUUUAACCCCUGGUGAAUAAUUUGGCGCCUGUUAUGAGACAGACUCUUCAAACAUCUGCCAAAGUGAUGAAUAUACUGACUGUUUUAACACAUUGCCAACAGACAGAUACUGGGGGAUUCUACUAAAGUGAACCAAGAAAAAAAAGAGUAAUAUGUCAUCUUUUUUAUAUACUGUCUCGUGAUCUAUUAAUAAACAUUGGAUUGCAUUAAUUAAAUUAAAUAAUUUAUGAAUAAUGUUCUACGGAUGCACCAUGGUGAUGGAGUAAGAUGGUAAUACAAGGGUACUUGGAUUUGUACCACAGUACUGUAUAAUUACCAUAUUCAUGUAUAAUGGUACUUACAUGUUACUUCAAAGUAUGCCAUGGUAUUGCCAUAGUAGAUGUUAAAAAACAACAACAACAUGUAAGUGCCAUCAGCACUCGCUGUCCGCUGAGUUUUAUGUGUUUGUUGUCACAUCAUUGUUUAAGUUUGGAUUAAACCUCUGCCAGUUCCGUUCUAAAAACAACUGAAACAUGUUUUAGAGUUAUAUCAAAGUGUUUCUAGCAAGUCAGUCCACUGUCGGAACAUUCUCGGUACGCCAUUUCCAGUCAUGACAUUGCAGCUCCUAUCUACUUGAAUGGGGAAAGACCGAAAUCACAAUAACCGUUGGUCAAGAUUACGACCAAAGAUCAUAUUUAAAAUCAGCAGUAAAAUCGGACAACACUGGAAUCAUAAACUGUGUUUCUUUAUCUCAUAUCACGCUAAAAAAACUCAAUUUUCCCAGCUUGUACAGCUAAUGCGCAUGCGCUUUGUCGAGUUGAUUGACAGGCGAUGUCUGUAUCUAAAAGAUGAUUGGCUCUUUUACCAGGAAGGCAGGACUUUCUUUCUGCAUCCGUUGACCAUUGUGCGUUCCAAUUUCUGCCAUUCAUUUUUAUAGAAGUGGCCCGUCUCUGCUAAAUAAUCUCUGGUUAUAUUCAGAUGUGUAAAUUUAAGUGAUUCUGUGAAAAUAUUUUUGACGUUCAGAAAUCACCUCACUUGAUGCAAAAUAGAGAUUUAACUCAAUUAAUGAAGUAUCCGUGUCUCCUGUUGCCAUAAACAACAACAUAACUGAAUAGUUGAAACAUGACACUCGUGUGUGUUUUCAGUGGACACUUUCAUUACUGUCCAACAGUAUGACAACAUGAUUUACUGUUGAUAUGAAUGUUCAAUAUUUAUUCAUAUGAUUAACCAAAUCCUUUCAUUAUAACUCAGUAUUGUUGCCAAUUGAUACAUCUUGCAAUGCAUUUUGCAGAAUGCCAAACAAAUGACAAUAUUGGGGAAGCAUUAUUGUAAUAAUCUUCAUACUGUACGUUUCUGUCCGAAGAUGUUUGGAGCUAAUUUCAUUGUAAUAUACUGGAUAUUAUUCUCAAUGCCCAUCAGAUAUUUCAGCUCUUGGUUCUUUAGCUGUACAUUAAUUUAAAUGUGAUUGCUUUAGCAUCAACAUGUGGUACAACCACUGAAAAUGACCUGUCACAGAGUUCACGAGAUUAGUGACUGCUUAUGUGAAUUAUUAUUUUUUUUUUUUUUUUUACAAAGAAUUAUGCCAAUAACUAUUUGUUGAU
This is a messenger RNA of Myxocyprinus asiaticus (Chinese sucker), 4456 nucleotides long. Its product is annotated as sine oculis-binding protein homolog B-like. Bases 98 to 2356 code for a protein of 752 amino acids. The transcript is spliced from 7 exons. Lineage: Eukaryota; Metazoa; Chordata; Actinopteri; Cypriniformes; Catostomidae. The record is from RefSeq and is a predicted model, not a curated record. Gene Ontology annotation, cellular component: nucleus. Gene Ontology annotation, biological process: animal organ development.